CUUUUGGUUUGUCCGCCAGCCAAUGGCGGCGCGCUUUGUUGCGCUACAUCGUCGAAUGUAGUGCGACCGUUGCCACUGAGCAGACUGUUUCCGUUUUGAUUCCCCCCUCUCAUCCUGUUCAUUGGAAGCUCCUCUCAUUGUUUUGUGUUCGCCGUGAUAGGGGUUCUACAUUGAGGGGAGACGGCAGCGCUGCACCAUGCCAGAGUUUCUGCAAGACCCGUCAGUACUCACUAAGGAUAAGCUCAAGAGCGAGUUGGUGGCGAACAACGUGACUUUGCCGAGCGGGGAGCAGCGGAAAGAUGUGUACGUGCAACUGUACCUCCAGCACCUCACCUCCCAGAACCGCAGCACCCCAGACUUCUCCAGUGACGAGGAGAGGGAGGCCACCCCUGUGAGAGGCAGAGGCCGCCCCCCGGGAAGGAAAGCUACAAAGAAGACCGACAAACCUCAAGCAGAAGAAAAAGAUGACCAAAAUGUUACAGAACUCAGCAACGAGGCUCUUAAAGAAGAACUACUUAAAUAUGGAAUGAAACCAGGCCCAAUUUUAAGCAAUACUAGGAAAGUGUAUGAACAAAGACUUGCUAAACUAAAGGAACAAGGUCUGGCAUCUUCUGCUUCUGCUGAUUCAUCAAAAGUAGACAACAAACAAAAUGGAAACACAGAUUCUGAGCAAUACAGUGAUAAUGAAGAAGAGACUAAAAUAGAGUUGACAUUUGAAAAGAGAGAACCACUGAGGGGAAAGCCAAAGACCCAAGUAACCGUGCGUAACAGACGGACUGAAAAGACUGAGGUGGAGGAAGACACUGAUCUCAUACCAGAAUUAAAUGUCAAACGAAGUAACAGAUCUCCUCCUAAGGAGUUUACCCCUGAUGCUGAAGAACUAUCUACUUAUCUCCCUAUCGUGUCUGAAGAUAUAGUUACCGAGGCAGCAUGGACAUCUGGACCUUCAAAAAGUGGACCUGUGCAGACUGUUUAUAAGGAGUCAACAAAAUUAUCCCGGCGAACCCCAAGAAAAAGGGUGGUAGCUCCUGAUCCAGUCCCUUUUGAUGAUGCAGAUCUUGCAGAGGUCCCUUCUAUAUCUGAAACAGUAGUACCUGCAAGCAACCAAAUAUUAACUUAUGCUGAAAAUAAGCACUUUGAAUCUCGUAAGGUUGUUGAUCACGUGCCUGAAAGUUUGAAGCAUGCAGAGACAUUGCUGUCAGUGAGCGAAUUCUCAGAACUGAGCAGAAGAACCCCUAAGAAACAGCUGAUCAGUGAAAAAUUGCAGCAUUUGAACGUAACACGUGAAACUGAAUCCGCUUCUUCUCAAAUCAGGUUGAUUGAUGUUGAUAGUAUUGGUUAUGCAAACCCCAAUGAUCUUCUUAACACAGCUUUAAUAGAGGAAACGAAAAACAUCGAUGAUGACUCUUUGGAAACUCCAAAAAAGACAAAGCAGUUGAAAAUAACGAAGUUUGUAACACCUGUAAAAAAACAGCUUGUAGAAAAGACUUUUGAGGAGAGAAGAACUGAAAGAGAUAUUCUUAAGGAAAUGUUUCCAAAUGAAAUUCACACUCCAACUGGAAUCAGUGCCAGCUGUCGCAGGCCAAUUAAAGGAGCCGCAGGGCGACCAUUAAAUUCCACAGAAUACAAAAUAGAUGAAACCUAUACAUCAAAAUAUGUUUCAAAUGUUUCAAAGUACACACCAGCAGUGGAGGUGAAGGCAGAAAAAGUGAAACCUGGACGGUCAAUACCUGUAUGGAUAAAGAUUUUGAUGUUUGUCCUCUUGGCUGUGUUUUGCUUUUUAGUCUAUCAAGCUAUGGAAACAAAUGAAGGAAUAGCAUUUUCUAAAUUCCUUCUUGGCAUCACAGAAUCAAACAAGACUGAAACUGAUUUUUAAGUUUAUUUUUGAGGGGGGGGAUUGAAUUACAGUUUAUAUUUUUAACAACUCAAGGAAUAAGAAAACCUGCCAUUUGUCCCAUACUGUCUGAAAAUAUCACCGCACUUCAAACUUUUGUACAUUAAUAAAGAUGGUACAUUUGGACACCUGAAUUUCAUUCAUUAUUCUGGACAGCUAGAAGAGGAAUGUGUGCCAUAAGGGGGUUACAUCUUAUUAACAGAACUGCGUGGAACACUUUUUGUAGUGCUAUUUUUAAUGUGAACUGUCUUUUUUCAUUUUACGUUAAGAAUCUUAUUAUGAAGUUUGGAAAAGCAGUUUAAAUUCAAUGUGAAGUCUUUUCCUUCUCUCUGACAGAAAAACUUGUAAAAUACAAUUGUACUAUGAUUGGAGGGGGUUGAAUUCAGCUAGUUUAUUAUGUUAAAAAAAAAGUGAAGGGGAAUUUUUUUGAUAUAAUCAUGUAGCUUAUGUUUGGUACAUUGAUGCUUAAAAAGCCUGGCUUUUUAGACUGUACAUUUAGGACAUUAUGUAACUGUAAUCUUGUAUUUAUAGCUCAGAUUUUUGAAACAAGGGAUGUUUUUCAUUUCCCUUCAGAAGGUUAGUUAUUUUAUUCUUCUGCGUAGUUUGCUGCAAAUCAAAGUUUAAAGCAUCAAGCAAUUUUACAAUAUUGUGUGAAUCAAUGAGCAAUACAUACCUUUUUCCAAA
Messenger RNA from Xenopus tropicalis (tropical clawed frog), 2578 nucleotides. RefSeq names its product thymopoietin (gene tmpo). The record is from RefSeq and is a predicted model, not a curated record. Gene Ontology annotation, molecular function: DNA binding. NCBI's taxonomy places the organism in Eukaryota, Metazoa, Chordata, Amphibia, Anura, Pipidae. Bases 197 to 1876 code for a protein of 559 amino acids. The transcript is spliced from 12 exons.